UAAAACAGACAACACAGAAACGCUUCUUGCCAGUCGAAUCUCCCGGCCAGAAAUCAGUCGUCAGCCAGUAGCCGAAGUGUCAGUUACACACAUCGAGAGUGCGCCGGAACCUCAGUAGUAUCAGUACCAGAGUAUCAGUGUCAUAUCGCCACAGAGACCGAGAAACUCAGUGAUCGAAAGAUCGAACAGUGAUCGAACAGUGACUCCUCAAAAAACGCAGAAGCGAAAAAUCAACUCGCAACAGUGAGAAAAUCGUGCAGCAACGAUCGCGCAUCGCUGCAAUUAAAAAGUCGCCAUAAAAUCCAGUGCGCAGCCGAAAGUAAAAAAGAAUUCAAGAAGAUGAACCAGACAUGCAAAGUGUGCGGCGAGCCGGCGGCGGGCUUCCAUUUUGGCGCCUUCACCUGUGAGGGCUGCAAGUCCUUCUUCGGCAGAUCCUACAACAAUAUCAGCACCAUUAGCGAGUGCAAAAACGAGGGCAAGUGCAUCAUUGACAAGAAGAACCGCACCACCUGCAAGGCCUGCCGCUUGAGGAAGUGCUACAAUGUGGGCAUGUCCAAGGGUGGAUCCCGCUAUGGUCGUCGCUCCAACUGGUUCAAGAUACACUGCCUGCUCCAAGAGCAUGAACAGGCUGCGGCGGCGGCUGGCAAGGCACCACCUACCUCCGUGGGCGGAGCUCCCUCAGCCUCCUCGCCAGUGGGUUCACCUCAUACACCCGGAUUCGGUGACAUGGCCGCCCAUCUGCAUCACCAUCAGCAGCAGCAGCAGCAGCACCAGCUUCAGAGCCAACAGCACCAGCUCCAGAAUCAGCAGCGCCACCCACACAUGCCUCUGCUGGGCUAUCCCAGUUACCUGCCCGACGCCGCCCUGCCCUUCUUCAGCAUGAUGGGCCAGCAUCCGUCGCCCUUCCAACUGCCGCCGCAUCUGCUCUUCCCCGGCUACCAUGCCAGUGCCGCCGCUGCAGCGGCCUCGGCAGCGGAUGCAGCCUACCGCCAGGAGAUGUACAAGCACCGCCAGAGCGUUGACUCCGUGGAGUCACAGAGCCGCUUCAGCCCGGCCAGCAAUCCGGCGGCUGCCAUGCCUCAGUCCACGCCCUCGGCCCGCCAGUCGCCCAUUGAUGUGUGCCUGGAGGAGGAUGUGCAGUCCGUGCAUAGCCAGCAGUCCGGCCAUCUCCUGCAUCCGGUGGCCAUCCGAGCCACGCCCACGCAGCAGCACCUCCACUCCACGCCCAGCAGUCCGCUGAGUUUCGCCGCCAAGAUGCAGAGCCUGUCGCCGGUUUCCGUGUGCUCCAUUGGCGGAGAGACCAGUGCUCCGGCUCCAGUUGCACCCGCUCAUGUUCCUGCUUCCGCCGCCGCUCCUUUAACCGCACCCAUUACCACCACCGCCCAGGAUGGACCCAUGGAUCUGAGCAUGAAGACAUCGCGCAGCUCGGUGCACAGCUUCAACGACAGCGGCAGCGAGGACCAGGAGCUGGAGGCGGCGCCGCGCAGGAAGUUCUAUCAGCUGGAGGCCGAGUGCCUCAGCAGCAGCAGCUCCUCGCACUCCAACUCCUCCGCCGCUGAGGUGAAGCGCCAGAAACUGGGCGGCGGAUCGGAAGCAACGCACUUUGGAGGCUUUGCGGUGGCCCACAAUGCGGCCAGCGCCAUGCGGGGCAUCUUUGUGUGCGUUUAGGCUGCACUGGAGGAAAGCCACGGGGAGGAGCCUUCCCCGUUCCACCCUCCCCCUCCUAGUUGUUGUUUUUUUUUUCGCUUAUUUUUGUUAGUUGGAGAAAAUGUAAAUUUUUCGUGUGCGCUCGCUCGCACCUAGAGAGAGCGAGAGAGAGGCGGACAGGUUUGGCUGGACAGAGAUGGAGGCACCUUGGCCAGGUAGUUGCAUCGCCCUCACACACCGUCACACACACACACCAACACGUACACACACACACACACCUAUUGAGCUCAGAUCCAAAAAUUACUUUUAUGAAACGUUAAAAAUUGUAAAUAUCUUUGAGCUUGUUUGCAAUUGUACUUGAAAGUUGAAAGUUUGAAGCUAGAAACGUAAGUUAGCAAUCAUUCCCACCCUCGAAACGCUAUUGUACAUAGAAAUUGUUAAGUCUAAGCAUGAUCUUAAUUGUGUCUAAGUAUUUUAUUCUAUUUUAGUCCUUAGUUCUAUGUGCAUCUCCUUAGAUUGGCUUUUAAUUUUAUAAAAGAACAAAUAAAAUUUAUGAAAAAUUAAA
This is a messenger RNA of Drosophila kikkawai, 2212 nucleotides long. RefSeq names its product knirps (gene kni). Gene Ontology annotation, molecular function: estrogen response element binding; zinc ion binding; nuclear receptor activity. Lineage: Eukaryota; Metazoa; Arthropoda; Insecta; Diptera; Drosophilidae. Gene Ontology annotation, cellular component: chromatin; nucleus. The record is from RefSeq and is a predicted model, not a curated record. Gene Ontology annotation, biological process: regulation of transcription by RNA polymerase II.